CUCUAGCCUAGCCCAGGUACUGUCGUGCUGGAGAAAUACCGUACUGCACCAAGGCCAGCCAGGCCAGCCAGGCCAGCCAGGCCAGCUUGUCUAGCGCUCGGGGGCAAUCGACGCAAUGGGAACCUGAGCCCUGUCCGACCACAAGAGGAUCGGCUGAGCCAACCGCCAGAGCACGCCUUUCCCCUUCUCGCCGCCGCCGCCGCCGCCUGAAUUGUGAGUUUGUGCCUGCCUGACUUGCUGGACGUGACUGGUCUGAAUGACGGCCUGCCUGCCUGUCUGUAUGUCAAUCCUGUCAAUCAAUCGUACGUACAAGCAAUCAACCGAUCAAUCUCGCGGUUUUUUCUUUCUUUUCUUCCUCCUUCCCUCCCUCCUGCAACUCCCCCCUCCGUACCCUACCUCCCCUCCCACCACCGGUGAGCCACAAGAGCGGUGUUUUCUCUCUGCAGCCAAGCAACAAGCAGGCAGCAUCGUCUUCCUCUUUCUUCCAGACCUCUCCGUAAUUUCUAGUGCCUUUUUCCUUUGCGCUCGGGCUGUCCUGCACCGGUCAAUCGUUUCUUCAAGUCCCUUGUACUGUGCCGUUAUUACUGUGCCUCCAGUCUUUCGUUUCCUCUCCGACGAAACCCUCUCCGUCUCCGCGCCACUCUUUGCACCCGACGAUAUUCUGCUGCAUCGCCGUGUCACUCGCACACCCACUGGCCCUGCUUUUUUCUCUCUCCAGCCCGUCCUUCUCAGCGUCCACUUUGUCUCGCAGAUUUCCUUGCUCGUUCACUUCCAUUCGAGUCUUCUAAUCCGGCAUCGUCAUUGGACGCAGCCUGGCCACCACCGAACCGAACCGCUUGUUUACUUUGUGCGCGCGUGUGCAUUGCGUUAAUCUCUAGCCUGCGAUCCGCGCUGCCCUGGUGCCCAGACACACUCCCAGUAACCGGCUGGGGCCGAAGACUGGGGCCGACGAUACUGCAAUUUUCUCCGGCCUUGUUCUCCAGCAGCCACUAUCACCUCCGAGCCCUUGUGCGGCUCUUGUGGAGGUGCUUAUCCUGGACGCCCUCGCCUUCUAGAAUGAUGUCACGUCGGUCGUCCGACGUCUCGAAAAGCAGCGGCCAGCGGCAUCAGGUUCUCAGGGCACAAAGGCUAACUUCACAUCCCCUAACAUGCAGUCCACCGGCUAGUCGCGUCACAGUUAAGGUCGGGGUCAAAGAAGAAGAGAGAGAAAAAAGACCUUUCUCGGGCUUCUCCCGUCGCUCGACUGUGUUUGGAGUGUGAACUACCUCAGAGGCUCCGACUGCCCCAAUCUGCGCCACUGCCGCCUCGUAUUCCGGGCAAAUCCUGCCCAACUUCCUACACCACCCGAGACACCGGCGCCUAUAACAUCACCCUCUGCAACGUCGACAAUCAGCCACGCCCCGACAAGUUCAUCCGCUGACGGCGAAUUGAGCAUUCAUGGGCUGUAGUUGAUUGUGUCAACUACUGCCAGCCCUCGAGUUCAUAUGCCUAGAUUCGCGUUUGGCAAGCGGAAGUCAACCGCAGAGAGCGAAAAUGACAUAGCAGCACCUUCAUUUCGCGUUCUAGACCGUUCCGAAGUGGCUGAAGGCAACGGCAAGUCAUUUGACGGCGGCGUGAGAUUGUCAGCAAAAACCCAUACUCUCCCCAAAACAACAGUGUCGGACAUCUCGGUGGAAGACAACAUCUUCGCGGAUUUCAAGCCCAAGAACCGUGGCAGCGGGUCGUCCAACACUACCAAGACCAACUCGACCGACAACUCUUCUCGACACAGCGCUGCAUCCACCGCUCCGUCUUCUGCAGACUUGAAUGGUCAAGACGACUGGAGGUUGCCCAACAAAAGAUCUCUGACAGACGCCCCUCAGCAGUCUCCCUUGACCAAACCGGGUCCGUCGGGUUUCCUCAAGUCUGCCGGACGAUCGUGGUCUUUUGGUGCUUCUAAGAAACAAUUGCCCGCCGUACCCGCUGGUGACGAAGACGUGCCGAUCACUCCUGCAGUGCCCGAACAGUAUAAGAGUGGUAGGGCUAGGGCGACGACCGGCUCGACCGACGCCACGGUCACUCCCCCAAAGGUAGACCAGGAUAUCGGCUUCGACCUCGGUGGUAGUUUCAGCAAAAUGCUACUCGGGUUUGACAAGAGAUCUAGCGUCAUGACACUAAAAGACGAGAACGGGCGACAGGUUCUACAGCCUCCGGCUCCCACCGGCGGGCGUCUAAAUGCACCUUCGCCUAUCCAUAUCGACCACACCUCCAAAGUCGAGCCACCCCCGCAUUCCUGGGCCAGCCACCACUCCAACGAGAAUCUCCUCACGGGAAGCCCCCGUAUCCCAUCACCAGCAAAAGAAAACACACCUCCCCCAGUCCCAGCACACGGGGAGCCUCAGUCAAGACCUAGGGGUCCUGGUCAUUCCAGCUCUGAGAACCUCCUCAAGAGGACUAGCGCGAUCUUUAGCGGGAGGAGAAAGUCGAUCAGCAAUGCUCUGGAAACAAGCGAGGGAGACGAUUUGAACACCUCCCUUCUUGCUGUCAAUCGGUUUAUGUCGGAUGCCAACAGCAGAAGCCAGACUCCGGUCGAGGUUGUCGGCGGGCGUUACAGAAGGAACGAGGACACGUCUGGGCCUGGUUACCGAGUUGUGUCUCCCCCGGCGGUGCCUUCCAAGUUGGACACGGUAGACGACGACGAUAACAUGUUCGACAAUGUUCCCCUGAAUUCUGAAAGAUUCAGUACCCCGCGGCAGCCAGCGCAGAAGCCGGCCCCGAAGCAGGCCGAGACGCCAGCUAAGAACAAGACAAUGACGGCCUCCGAAUUCGAGCAAUACCGAAAGGACAAGGAGGUCGAGGAGAGGCGGGCAGAGGUGGACAAGGCCAAAGAAGAGACCCAUGACGACGAGGACGAGGACGAGAUCAACUAUGAUGACGACGAGGAUGAGGCAGAGAAGUCCAAGCAACUCGCAAAGCAACGAAGAAAGCAGGAGGCACACAUGACCGUCUACCGCCAACAAAUGAUGAAGGUCACCGGCGAGUCUCCUGAUGCGGGUCCUUCGCGGCCAAGCAUGCCAAUGUCUUUGAGCACGCCGAACCUCGUGGUCCCGGAAGCAUCAAGGAACUCCUCGUCAGAAGUCUCGGAGGAUGACGAGGAAGUGCCCCUGGCUAUUCUAGCCGCCCACGGGUUUCCCAACAAGAACCGACCUCCCACGCGGCUUACGACCAUGAUGUCAAACCCGAACCUGCGACAGGCUGCUCAACCAAGCUUCCAACGACCUGGCUCUGCUGCAGGACACAAUGCGACGGCCAGCGGGUCCCUGCCUCCUUUUGCCAGGGGUCUUCCACAGGACCCCUACGGGUUGGUCAACGCCCCGCCCAGGGAGAGUUUUGCAUUGGGCGGGGGCGCCCCAGCAGGCCAUAACUCGCCUGUGCCACCCGGUGGUCUCGUCGGUGUCAUUGCAAACGAGGAGCGGUCGCGAGCUAUGAGGCGUGGAACCCCUCAGGUCGCUCAGAUGGAUAAUUACCAGGCCAUGCCGCAAGCAGGCCCGGGCGGAUUUGAUCCCGUGCAGGGCAUCCCCCAACAGAUGAUGUAUCCUCAGCAACCAGUCAUGCCGAUGCUGUCGCCCAACGAGCAGGCGCAAUUACAGCUGAAUCAGCAGAUGUCCCAGUUUAUGCAGAUGCAGAUGCAGUUCAUGCAGAUGAUGGCCGGCAACAACAACAACAACAACAACUACGGCAAUGGACCACCUCGGUCCGCCGGCCACAUGGGCAGCAAUUCAAUGGGCACAGUCCAGGGGAUGGGCGGCCCUGGCAUGGGCAUGGGCAUGGGCAUGGGGAUGCCCAUGGGCAUGGACAUGAACACAGGGGCACGCGGCUCAUAUUUGGAGACACCGAUGAUGGACCAGUCUAUGGGUGAAUUGCACGGCCGGACCAUGAGCAUGGUCCAGCCGAGCUCCUCCUCCUGGCUCCAGGCCCCUCAGCCCGGUUAUGCAGGAUCGAUUCGUCAGCAGGGCAACGGUUACACACCAUCUAUUGCGCCAUCCGAGCGUAGCAACGUUGGCCUCCCUGGCCGAUACCGCCCUGUUUCGCAGAUGCCGGCUCCAGGCCCCGCAAUCACGCCUGACCACACCCGACAGUCGUCCAUGAUGGGCUCAACUCUCAGCCCUUAUAGUGAUGCGCAGACGCUGCGACCCAUCGGGGCGACGUCGCCGAAGAAGUCGGAUGCCGGGAAGUCAUCAGCAGGCGAAGAUGCGGACGACGAUGAUGAGGAGGGUUGGGCGGCUAUGAAGGCCAAGAGAGACAAGAAGAAGUCUUCUUGGAAAACGAGGAAGACCCUGGCGCCCGGUGGCCUUGACAUUGGCUCUCUUAUCACGUGAAUGGAGCAUUUGGGUGUUGAAAAAAGACAAGUCGUUUGGUGGUGAAAUUGGGGGAGGGGAGCAUGAUUUGGGUAAUCUCAACCGGCGAAGCAUUCUGGCAGCAUAACUUUUCACGGCAUCCAAAACACCUCCUACAGCAUUUGACAGUCAUUUACUCAUCGUUCAUCUCACCAUUUGGGGCGAAGUGACCCGGAAGGAGGAGGGCAAAUUGUGUGUGUGUGCCUAUGUACGUGUAUAUUUCGGCACAUGGGGGCUUGCAAACUUGAUACAUAGGCGUUGCAGUUUGGGUAGCUAAGAUGUACUUAGGCAGGGCGGGUCGCAACUCGGGAACGAGAUUAUGAUAGACAUCCCUUCCGUAGGGAUUAAUUCUAAUGUUGGGCAUCGACUAG
This is a messenger RNA of Diaporthe batatas, 4747 nucleotides long. RefSeq lists its product as uncharacterized. Lineage: Eukaryota; Fungi; Ascomycota; Sordariomycetes; Diaporthales; Diaporthaceae. The coding region runs from base 1485 to 4358 and encodes 957 amino acids. The transcript has 3 exons. The record is from RefSeq and is a predicted model, not a curated record.